Molecule: messenger RNA, 3059 nt
Organism: Bombus terrestris (buff-tailed bumblebee)
Lineage: Eukaryota; Metazoa; Arthropoda; Insecta; Hymenoptera; Apidae
Exons: 6
Coding region: 85-2883 (932 amino acids)
Biological process (GO): regulation of DNA-templated transcription
Molecular function (GO): RNA polymerase II cis-regulatory region sequence-specific DNA binding; DNA-binding transcription factor activity, RNA polymerase II-specific
Source: RefSeq, a predicted model, not a curated record
AAGCAAACAAGGAAGCAACAAAAAGGAACCUGUUGUGCACAGAAGGCAGUGGAAUGAAGAUACGCCGCGAAUACAAAUUCCAUAAUGAACACCAAAAUAAACCAUGAAUAUGCUUCUAAUUCAUAUAACGGAGGUAUUAUGGGAAAUGAUAGCCCAGGUGCAUUAUUAGAUAUGCUUGCAGAAGUUGCAUCUCAGACGUUACAUUCAGAGAAAAAGCGUAGUAAAUUAUUACUACCAGCACAAUGCAAGUCGAAAACAGAUUAUGUAAAAAGAAAAACUCACGAAUUAACCUUUAAUGUGCCACAGCUUCUCUCUAUGCCUGCAUCACAAUUAGUUAAACAAUUUUCUAUUUUCACAAGUGAUGAAUUAAAAAGGCAAUACUCAUAUACAUGUGCUCUUGUCAUUGGAUGUGUACAAAAAUAUACUAGUUUUGCAAGCGAAGGAAGAGCAAGAAUGUCUAUUAAAGCACAUUUAGCAGAACAUUUAGAAUAUUUAAAAACUAAUAAAGAAGCGUAUAAAACUUUUACUGCAAAGUCAGUAAGUUACAAAAAUUAUAAAAUUAGUCCUCAAAGUAAGAAAAGCAGAUUGCAACAAUCAAGGAAACCGCAGGAAACAUUAAAUAAAGAAAAUAAGAAUGUUAUUACAGAAAAAUCAACAAAUUACUUAAGAAAUAUUCUGUUAAAUGAUUCUACUUUUAAUGAGUUGGAUAAAAAGAAAAAUGUUGAAACAGUAGAAAAUUCUAAAAAAAUACAUAAUUCUGAACAGAAAGAUAUAGAAAGAAUGGAUUUUAAAGUUCUUGGAGAUCAUAGUUAUUUUGAACGCUUAAAAGAUGAAAUUCCUAGCAAGAAAGAAACAUCACCAUUUAACAAUUCUCUUGAAAAUGUGACAGAUGAAAAUAUUGUACUUAUGGUUGUUGGUACUGACAGUGUUCAUAUGAAAGAAUAUCCACGUAUUAAUAAAAAAUUGUCAGAAAAAAUGAAUCAAAAAUCUGAUACCGUUUAUUUGCCAGAAAUAUCAUGGUCAACUGAAAAUGGUAACAAAAAUACAGAAAUUAUAACUAGUAAACCCAAAGGGAAAGCAAAAUUUAUAGGUACUAGUAAAGAGGAAAGAGAAAUGGCAUUAGCUUUUAUGGAUCGUAUAAAGAAAAAGGGAAAUCCAACUGGAAGUAAUCUCGAAUGUCGAAUUUGUAAUCCACCACGAAGUUUCACAGCACCUACAACAUUGGUGUCUCAUUAUCGCAGUCAUGCUGGAAUAAAACCAUAUGAGUGUCGUAUAUGUAGAGCAGUUUUUACGAGAAGACAUAGCUUGAAAUAUCACAUGUUAAUUCAUCAAAAUCAAACGCGAUUUACAUGCGCUGAUUGUGGAAAGAAAUUUAGGCAUCCAUCACAUUUCAGAGAACACAGACGUAGACACACUGGUGAAGCACCAUUUGGAUGUGAUGAUUGUGGACAACGAUUUAAAACAAGAAACACUUACAAACGUCAUUUAAAAACAAGACAUGGAAAAGUUCUAACAACUACUGGAGAGUUGCUGUAUCUGUCAGAAGAAGAUUUUCAAAAGGUUCGAACUAAUAGAAAGAAAAAGAAUAAUACAAAUAAAGAUCACAUGAUAGAUGAGGGCAUAAUUGCAACAAAAACAAUCAUGCAUUGUCAAAAUGAUAAUGAUCAAUUACAAAAUACUGCAACUGAGGAAUAUAUUAUAAAUAAUGAUACCACUGAUAGUGAUAAAAAUUGGAAAUCAAGUGAUACAAUACAAAUUAUUAAAAAUUGUUUUGAAACUUACGAGGUGUGUUCAGAACCUCAUUUAAAUAAGACUGAAUCGAUAGAGACUGAAUUAUCUAUAAAAAAUAGAGUUUUUAAUAAAGACGAAAAUAGUUUAUCAGAUGAAUAUGCAGAUAAAGUAGAAGAUAAAUUGCCACAGUUGCAAAGUGGUUCUUAUAUUAAGUUAGAAAUAGUUAAAGAUGGAAAUAAUCAAAUCAUAUGUCAUGAUAAUGUUGGUCAACCUGAAAUAAUUUAUCAUAAUAUAAAUGAAGCACCAUCAUAUAUUAAAGUAGAAUAUAGCAACUUAGUUAAUGAUUUAGAAAAUGAGAAUAGUAUAGAAUUUCAAGAAAAUUUUAAAUUCUCUGAAAAUCAAAUUAAGAAUCCUAUACAAAUAAUUAAUGAAACUGAAAAUUAUUUUGAUGAAGAAUCCAAUAAUUCUGUAAGUGAACAAACAAAAUUAAUGCAAGUAGAUACCCAUAUUAAAACGAAGAACAAAGAUAGCAAUAAACAUAUAAUACUUAGUCAAGAACAUAUCAAAUAUGAAAAAGAAAAUAGUGAUAUUACUACUCUUAAUUGCAAACCUUUUCAAGAACUGGAGACCCAUGAGAUUGUUUCAGAAGACUUAAUAGAUUUAAAUACAUUGCAAGGAAUUAAUCAAAUUACUAAUAAAACAAUAUCAAUUACGGAUACCUUAGCGAACCAAAAUGAAGAUUAUUUAUUACAAGAAGAUAAAAAAUUAGGCAAUUAUCAAACAGUUAUAACAAAUUUGAUAAAGAAUCGAGUGAUUGCAUCUCCAAAUUAUGUUUUUGAAAAAGAUCAAAAGUUAUUAAACCAAGUUGAGCAACGCUUAUAUAUUCAUAAUGAACCUUUAACUAGUAUAAUAGUACAAAAUAAAUGCAUUAAUAUAUUUCCACAAACUCAAUCAAAAACACAAUUAAAUAAAAGUAAAAAAUUUACACUCUUGAAUAAACACAUGCAAGCUAUUAAUGUAAAGCAAAAUGAAAAUCAAAAUACAAUUUUAUUGUUGACCGAUAAUAUGUUACAAAAUAAUAUCCUUAAAAUCGAUCAAAAUAAUACUGCUGAUACUGAAAUUAAAGAACAGAUAUUUGAGAAAAGUAAGUAAGCAUUAAAAGUUUUUUUAAUUUUUUUGAAUCAGGCAUUCGCAUUAAAAAAGAUAUAAUUUUAAGAUAAAUUCCCUAUUUCUAUAGAUACAGUUUUAAUAAAAAUGCACUUGUAGUAUAAAUAAUACUACAAUAACGUUUUGAAUUUUUGUAUAUGUAAAUAUUGUUAGAAGAAGUG